Messenger RNA from Cuscuta campestris, 1350 nucleotides. NCBI's taxonomy places the organism in Eukaryota, Viridiplantae, Streptophyta, Magnoliopsida, Solanales, Convolvulaceae. The record is from the annotation of a GenBank genome assembly.
UGCAAAACAGUGACUGCCCUGCCAAGAUAUAGAUUUAGUUCUCUAAAUGCCCCAAGAUUUGGUAGCCUGAUAUCAUCACAACCUCUAUACACAUAGAAUGUCUAUAUUUGUGUGUAUAUAAUCUCAGAUAAAAGGGUGCACUCCACUUAGUCAGAUUUAAUGUUAAUAAAAUGCUAAUUUGUUCUUUUUUGUAUGCACUUGUUUCUUCUUUUCUUGAUAAAUUAUUAUUUUAAACUGCUUGAAUAAUUUCAACAUAAAGGUAGCACAUGGUGUCAUGUUGAGAACAUGCAAAGAGACUAAAGAGGGUAAAAUCCUUGAAAUUCAUGUUCUAAAAAAGGAUAGCUUAAUGCAUAAAACAUCCUGCCAGGUGAGGGUUUCAUGCAAUUGCACAUACAUACACAAGAGAAAAUAAUCUAUGUUUUUUAUUAGGUUUUAAGAACUUUACUAUCUAGCAUAGUGGAAAUGCUUUUGUUUGUUUGGCUAAUUGAGCAAAUCAUUGCAGGGUACAAACUUAAAAGAUAAAGAGACUUGUGGUGAACAAGAUUGUUAGAGGAUGACACCUUUUCUGGUCACUUGAGAAGCUUCUUUAGUACGGUGUAGGAUUCAUUUAUGUAUCUAUUUGGUCAGUCAUAUGUGUCCUCUGUCGGUACUAUGUCACUGUUAGUUGCAAAGUAUGUUUUGUGCCAUCAAAGGUAUCUCGUAAAAAGCGAGUGAUUAUUGGGAUUCUUCAUGUGUCUGCCCAGCAUUGAUCCUCACAAUCUUGUUGGAACUUGGUGUUGAGACAUGUAUUAGGCAUAAUCUACUCGGCACAUCAGGAAUGUUAUGUUGUUUGGUGCAUGGGUUAUCAUACCCUAUAUGAAUGGUACCGAUCAGCCGAGAGUGAGCAUUUCCCAGAUCCUACUGGUCUUAAAGAACGUUUAGAGCGAUGGACAUUUGGCCUUUAUCCAGCCUGCAUCAAGUAUCUCAUGUCUGCAUUUGAUGUGUCUGAGGUAAUAGCGGUGACGAGGAACAACAUAUGCAAGAAUGGGAUGGAAUCACUGUCGCGUGGGAUUGCUGCAAUAUAUUAUGCGUUUGUGUGUGAAAGAGGUGUUUGAAGUACAACUAAGUUUAGUUAUCACAUUCAUGCAAUUUAAUUUUUUUUAAUACUAGGUUCAUUGCAACCAAUUACUAGGUCGAUCUAGAAGAGCGAGACUUUCAUGAAGUUGAUAAAGGUUAUUGAUAUGAAUCAGUUACUACAUUGGGGAUGACAUGUAUGAGACAAUGAUUGAAUUUGCAAGGCAUUUCAUGAAGUAUCAUGCAACUUGAACAAUUCAAGUAUGAUAUGGGAACAAAUGACUAAUUUAGUUGGCU